AUGCCGGUCCCGGUGUCGCUCCUCGUCUCGUCGGGCCUCUGCGUCGGCGUGUCGGCGUGCGUGUCCACGGGCCUCGCCUUCCACGCCUCGUUCGUCCUCUCCCUCGUCUACCUCGUGCGCGUCCUGUCGCCGGAGCUCGUCGACGGCUUCUUCGGCCAGGUGGACGCCUUCGUGCAGCAAGACCUGCGCCAGUCCCGCGACGCCAUCAGAGAUGACCCCUUGAUGGCGCCCAUCUAUGCCUGCGCCGAGGAACGCGCGCGCCGCGCCCUCGCGUUCGUCGCCGAGGCGGUCGAUGGCCUGGAGAUGAAGGCGAGGGAGAAGCUGAGCGGCCUGACGGACGCGGCAGUCGCGGCGUUCCACUGGCUCCGUCUGGCCGCCGGCGUAACCAAUCUUGUGGCGACCAUCCUGGUCACCGCUGCGCUCAACGAGGCGAAAAGCCAAGCGCCGUCGGUUCUGAGGUGGAGGGGCGUGAAGGGGCUCAGGACGCCGCCGCCGCCGAGAGACGAGGCGGAGGCCGAGGCGCCGAACCCGCGCUCCAGCCGUGACACCACGGUUCUCGUCGCAUGGAUCUCGGCGAUCGUCGCGUACUGCACGCUAGUGCUCACCAUCAACGGCAUCUGCAACGGCAUCGCAUCGUUUGCGAUGUGCUUCCCAUGCUUCGUCGCGCUCUGCGGCUUUGCGCUCAUGGAGGCCGAGAGGGUUUACCUGUGGGAUUCGUACGUCAUCGAUACCAGGGGCAGCAGCAGCAGGAACACGGCCAAUCCAAGACGGCGAGUUAGCAAUGCGGCGGGAGAGAUCACGGAGAAGGACAUGCGGGACGCAUGGGAGUGCCUCUGGUUCGUCAUCAUCAUGAUGCACUGCAUCGACGCCUGCUUCCUCGGACUCAUGCUGGGGAAGCGGCCGUUUGUGCUCGCGUCCUUGGCCAUCUACAACGUCGCGGCCCUUGCGUCGGCCAGGAAGGCUUACCUGACGACGGACGAAGGCGAGGACGCCGACGGGGCGCACGUGAACGUGAACAAGUGGCAGAACGCUGCCAUGUCAGUGCUGGCAAUAGACGUCGCCAAGGUCGUUGCCACCUACGUUGUGCUCGACUUUUACCUGGGUGCGCUGUUGCUCGUGUCUCUCGGUGCCAAGGCGGCGUUCUUGCUGGACAGGGUGAUUUACUUGUCGGAUGACGGUGCCUUGGGAGACGAUGACAGCAGUCCGGAGGGUGCUGGCCUUGCCGGCGACGCCGCUGCAGAUGCCGAAGGUGAUCAGGAGGAUGCUGGUCUCACGAGGGAAGUCUUCGGUGAUCAGGAGGAUGCUGGUCUCACGAGGGAAGUCUUCGGUGAUCAGGAGGAUGCUGGUCUCACGAGGGAAGUCUUCGGUGAUCAGGAGGAUGCUGGUCUCACGAGGGAAGUCGCGGGAGAUAGUAAAGGUUCUGACGACGAUAGUCAGAAGGUUGCUGAUCUGGGUGGGGACGUUGACGGAGAUGCCGAAGGUUCUGACGACAUUGGUGCAGAGAAUGCGAGUGACAUUGCCCAUGAAGAGGAGAAAGGCUCGGCCACCGAGGAGCACUCCGAUGUAUCGGAUUCAGAGGAACAGCAUCGUCAAGAAUCAGACUGCAGCAAUAGCAGCAGCAGCAGCAGCGUGGACGACUGGACUUUUGUAGGUGCCGACCCGAUGAUGCCGGCCAAUGUUAACGGUGGCGCCAGUCGGUGGUUCACGUUUUUGCCGUAG
Messenger RNA from Hordeum vulgare subsp. vulgare (domesticated barley), 1719 nucleotides. RefSeq lists its product as uncharacterized. NCBI's taxonomy places the organism in Eukaryota, Viridiplantae, Streptophyta, Magnoliopsida, Poales, Poaceae. The transcript has a single exon. The coding region runs from base 1 to 1719 and encodes 572 amino acids. The record is from RefSeq and is a predicted model, not a curated record.